AGAUAACUGUUAUUUUAAGGCUACGGUUAUAGUGCAUGCGUGUUCUGACGAACUGGCGUUCGGCCGAAAACGUCAGAAUUCUUGGUCAGAACAAAAGUGGUUAGUUUGUUUGCGUAUUGUGACGAACUGAUUUUAAUUUUUACUGGUUUUGUUGCCGUCGCAAAAUAUCCGUGAUGGAUGACGUGGACGAUUAUCUGUUUUUAGAAAGUCCUUUGUUAAAAAUGUUGUUAAUGAAUGAAAGGACUAUAUGUAUAAACGAAAUGUUUGCUUCAAGGAAUAUUAAUGGUGAAUUUCACACCCUAUUUGAAGAACUUUUACGCCAACCAGAAAAAUUUUUCGAAUACUUUAGAAUGUCAAUACAAACUUUCAACUAUAUCCUAGAGGGGAUCGAAGAAAGUAUAACUAAGCAAUCAAACUUUCGAGAAUGCAUAUCAGCUAGAGAAAGAUUGGCCCUAACUUUGAGGUAUCUAUCUACGGGGAUGUCUUUUAGGGCACUCAGUUUUUCAUAUAGAAUUUCCCAUAGUGCAAUACGAUUAAUUGUUUAUGAAACAUGUCUAUCAAUAUGGAAUAGCUUUCGGGAAAAACACAUGCCUAUGCCUACUACAGAACAUUUAAAAGCUAUAGCAAAAGACUUUUUCACAAAAUGGAAUUUUCCUAACUGCGUUGGCUGCAUUGACGGAAAACAUAUCAGAAUUAAAUGCCCACAAAAUUCAGGAUCGUUAUAUUAUAAUUACAAACAGUAUUUUUCAAUAGUGUUACAAGGAAUAUCGGAUGCCAGUUAUAGAUUUGUGACUGUAGAUGUGGGAGCUUACGGAAAGCAAAGCGAUGGAGGCAUAUUUUCGCUUUCGAACGUUUAUAAACAUUUAGAGCAAAAUACGUUUAAUAUCCCAGAUAACGACUAUAUACCAUCAACAAAAAUUAUGGCGCCCUUUGUACUAUUAGGUGACGACGCUUAUCCGUUGAAGUCGUAUUUGUUAAAACCAUAUUCAAAACAGAAUCUUUCCCGUGAAGAACGGAUAUUCAACUACAGAUUGUCUAGAGCUCGGCGCUGUAUUGAAUGUGCGUUUGGGAUAUUAGUUAGUAAAUGGAGAUUUUUAAAAACAGAACUUCAGAUGUAUCCUGAAAAAGUUGACAUUCUAGUGAAAAGUGCAACCUUAUUGCAUAAUGUAAUUAUCGACAUGGAAGGAGUCCCAGUACUGACACAAGAACAACAUGGUCUCAAUAAAAAGACAUCUGUUUCAAGGCGAUACAAUCGCUACGGGGCAACAGCGGCUCAAGUAAGAGACAUUUAUAAAAAUUACUUUUGGAGCCCAGCAGGGGCGGUGCAGUUUCAGUAUAACAUUUUUAAUUAAUAAUUAAACCUAAAUUCCUAAACUCAUUUCUAAUUUAAUGUAAGUACUAUGGAAUAUAUGUAAUAUUAAUGUACCUAAUGUAAUACUUACGACUUGUAUUCAUUUCCUGUGCAAUCUUUUCCCAUUUUUGUCGAGAUUGAUCUCUAUUAUGGUAACUUUUGUCCUUCAUGUCCCAUAAACUUUUGUUUUCAAGAACUAAACUAAUUAAUUUAUCCACGUCCAUACUUUUACAAUUCAAAUUCGCAUUUACAUUCGUCCGAAAAAACAAAAUUAUUUGAAAGAUCUAUUCUUCUGACGAAUUCGUGCGGGUUCGGCCGAACAAUUCGCUCCUAACGUAACCACUAUAGUUUGCUGCUGUUUAUUUGUUUGUUCGCGCGUGUUCUGACGAGUUCGUCCGAACGCCAGUUCGUCAGAACACGCAUGCACUAUAACCGUAGCCUAAAGGGGAUAGACCCGAAGCUGGGUCGUUCGAAAACGCUGUGCUUGAAAUUACAUUUUUGGUUCUUUUUGCUCGUUUUUCCGCUUUAUUUGUGAAAAAAUAUCCUGUAGGAAGAAGGGCCUUUGCUUGGACAUAGUUUUCUUAGGGUCCCAUAACGACGCUACGAAAAUAAUUGAUAAGGUUUCUAGAAUGGUGCUUUAAUCUGUUCAACCGAGCGGUUCAAUGACAUUAUAAAAUAAAAAUUAGUAGUGGGAUUGAUUGUUACAAAAAUGUGGAAGUGCGUAAGGAGUAGGGAUAUUCAGAAUAUGAACUGAAAAUUGUCGAAAACAAUAGAGUUGAGUCGGCAACACUGCCAAGGCCAGGGUAGCAUAUAGCGUGGCCAUGCAGUGGUUUUAAUGUGUGUGGGGAAUGGAUGAAAAACAAUUCAAAAACAAAACUAAAAAUUUGAAAGAUGUGUUUCGUCAAGAUGUGGCCGAAAUAGAACGAAGCAAAAAAAGUGGCUGUGGAACAGAAGACAUUUACACCUCAAAAAUGGUUUGAGGCUGCCCAUUUUUUCGCAGAAGUUUUGUCAACAAGGCAUAGUAAUUCAAACCUGACUCUACCCAGCACAUAGAAUAUAUAUGAGGAAGUCUCAAACUCUUAAAUUGAACAGCCUGAUGAUGAAGAACCCGAUACACCGCCCAAGGAACAAAAUGUAAAACUCUCUACUAAAAUCUAUCACAAGUAAAACUGUCGACGAAUUUGGGAAGUAUGUAGCUGCAGAGCUACGUCAAUUGCCGCAACGUCAGGCUAUUUUAUUGCAGCAAGAAAUCCAGAAUUCUAUUACACGUGUAAAGCUAAUAUGUUUAGAAAACAAUAACCAAAUAAAUACUUACUACGGAGAACCCCUUCAGCUGCAAACUUCUCCAUCGUUAUCCUCCCCAAGUGAUCCCAGCCCUGCCUCAACCACAUAUGAAACACAUACCCAACCCCAAAAUAACGAAGAUAACGGAUAUGGUCACGAUGUUCUUCAUCAAGCACUUAUAAAUACUUUUUAUAAAUAAAUAACUUUUUUCGUAAA
Messenger RNA from Anthonomus grandis grandis, 2851 nucleotides. RefSeq lists its product as uncharacterized. Lineage: Eukaryota; Metazoa; Arthropoda; Insecta; Coleoptera; Curculionidae. The transcript has 5 exons. The coding region runs from base 174 to 1352 and encodes 392 amino acids. The record is from RefSeq and is a predicted model, not a curated record.